Hypomesus transpacificus is the source of this 4414-nucleotide messenger RNA. RefSeq names its product progestin and adipoQ receptor family member VI (gene paqr6). The record is from RefSeq and is a predicted model, not a curated record. The transcript is spliced from 9 exons. The coding region runs from base 148 to 1590 and encodes 480 amino acids. Gene Ontology annotation, cellular component: membrane. NCBI's taxonomy places the organism in Eukaryota, Metazoa, Chordata, Actinopteri, Osmeriformes, Osmeridae. Gene Ontology annotation, molecular function: signaling receptor activity.
UGACUGCAUCGUUUCCGAGUCGGAUAAAAAACGUAUCUGUAAGCUAUGUAAAGCACGGUAGCACAUUCCUACGCAGAGGACAUUCUGCCCUACAGAACACAUGGCUCUUGUUAUUGUUGUUGCAAAAUUCCACGUGAGCAGCAAGGAAUGUUUCUUAGUGGUUUCCCUCGAUGUUCCAGGGGUUGCCUUAGAGAGCGUACACCUAGAGGGCUACUAGAUCCCUACCGCAGUAGCGAGGCCUUGCCAAAGGAUUUUCUCAUCUCUCCUCUGUUAUAUGGUAUUCAAUUCCUCCGCAUGCCCGACUCGCACGUGUUUCCUGUGUGGUGGAGUGGGGGGAGCAGUAGCAGAGGUUGGGGCCAGGGCUGGGGCUUAGGCUGUGGCUGCUGCAUGCCAUGGGAGCCAGUGGGGCAGGGAGAUGUGGACCAGGACCAAGUCCAGGCCAAGGCCCCGACAUUUGACUGCCCCGUCUGGUGUGUCCUGUGCCGGGGGGGGCGGGCCAAGUUCCGAGAGGCCUGCCAGAGAGGGAGAGGGGCCAUCCGGCUCCCAACAGAUAUGCUCAGCAUUAAACUGCCCCAGCUCUUCGACAUCCACCAAGUCCCCAAGGUUUUCCGGGAGGAUGGCAUUAUCUCAGGCUACCGCCACCCCCGGAGUUCAGCCUUGGACUGCAUCCUCAGCAGUUUUCAGAUGACCAAUGAGACGGUCAACAUCUGGACCCACUUCCUGCCAACAUGUCUCUCUCUUUCCCUCAGGUAUUUCCUGUGGCGUUUCAGCGUCCUGUGCUCCUCGCUGAGCUUCCUGUCAGACAGCUACACCUGGCCUCUGCUGGUGUACAUGCUGCUGGUCUGCGUCUACCCCUUCACCUCCAGCUGCGCCCACACCUUCAGCACCAUGUCGCCCGAGUCCAGGCACGUCUGCUACUUCUUUGACUACGGAGCCCUCAGCCUGUACAGCCUGGGUUGUGCCAUAACUUACGGCUCCUACGUGAUGCCAGACUGCUGGGUCAACAGUUGGCUGCACCAGCAUUUUGUGCCUAUUGCUAUUGGCAACACGCUAUUCUGCACCAGUCUGUCCUGCUAUUCCAGAUUCUUGGAGCUGCAAUACCCACACACAAGUAAAAUUCUACGGACAGGGGCAUUCGUCAUUCCAUUCAUCUUUGACAACAUACCACUAUUUUACAGAUUGCUCCUAUGUUGUGGGGGUAACUGCAGCCACAGUGAUGCACUAUCCAGUCACUGCUACCACCUCCUCUUCGCCGUUCUCACCUGCUUCCUGUUCGCCUCCCACCUCCCAGAGAGGCUGGCUCCCGGGCGCUUCGACUACUUUGGUCACAGUCACCAGCUCUUUCACAUCUGUGCCGUGGUGGGCACCCACUUUCAAAUGGAAGCCGUACUAGCCGACAUGACCUCCCGCAGUGCCUGGCUCAUCGCCCAGGGGGCGCUUCCUUCCUUCCUGGGUACGGUAGGGGCACUGGCCCUGGGCCUCCUCCUAAACCUGGGCAUCAUUGGCAUCUUCAGUGCCCCACUGCUUUGGAACCCACGUCAGAGCUCCAAUCAACCACACAUGCUUCCAUGUGAAGACAAGGAACAUUGAGGGGGUCAAUCCCCACCAGUUGGAAAAAGGCUGACCAGUACCUUUCAUUGGAAAGGGAUGGCUAAAUCCCAUUGGCUAAUCUAAAAGGAAAGGCAACAUAAAAUAGUUGGAAGUAGAGCUUGUUUAAUCCUGUCGCUUCGGUGUAUUUUUUCUACCUAUUGUUUUGAUACUAAAUCUUGUUAUUAUAACAACGUUAUACAGGUUAAGACAAACGUGUUUACUAUUGUGUUUCACUGUUUACUGAAAAAGCUGAAGACCCAGUCCUUUUGUUAAAAACUUUCAGUUAACAGAAAAGCAUUUAGUGCCACCAUAAAGAUGGAUGUUUCUUACCUCUUACCUAUACUUGAAGGGCUCUGGGUUUAAUGAAGCUGUGUGAUAUCUAAAACAGGACACCUUUCUGUGCCUUAUUGUUGACAGUGACACUAUUAUUCACAAGGCACAAGACAUAACAUUACCUAAACACGGGAUUCCUGAUUGUGAAAAUAUCAGACUGGAAAUAUAAAAUGCAGGGAUUUUCUCAAAUUAAUGCAUUUUGAGUUACCAGCCUCUUGUAAUGCUUUCUUUUAUCAGGUAAUUAUACUUAUGGUUCUGGCCACAAUGUAUACUUUCAAACUGAAGAUUUUACUGGAGUACUAUUGUUCCUCAGGGUUGGAAUAUACACCUAUCAUCAUCUCAUUUACAUUUACCUAAUGAAAAGCAGUUUAGAUUGCCAGGCCCAGAUUGAUAAUUGAUAGCCGUCCAUAAUGGCUUAAAAUUAUUUUCAGGCUAAUGCAACACUCCUUUAGAUUUUUGUCCUUUUACGGCAGUAUUUAGGAUUAAUGUAUGGCCGGGUGGAGUCGUGUCCACAAUUAAAAUUAUGGUAUGUUUCCAUAGCAACUCCACAAGUCCCUGUAAACCCCUGGUCUUGGACAGCAAAUUAUACUGUAAAUGUGCAGUAAGUGGGCAGUAAGUGUUUAAUUUGAGACUGUUACAUAUAAAAAAAAUUGGUCAUCUGAUGUUUUGACUCAUGUUUUGAAAAAAUCCUGAUAUUACUAAUUGUAUCUUGGUUUAUGGUUGCGUCUAAGCAAAUAACAUUUCAAAAUAUGUCAACAGUAAUUAUUUGAAAUUGCUCAGUUAUUUUGCAAAUGGUACAGUAGUGUUUUUGAAAGAAACACAAUGGUCAUUAUCGAAGCAAUUCUUGAGGAAUGUUAGUAAAGAACACACCAUAUUGGUGACAAUUUUGUCACAAAUGUAUACAACAUUUUUUUAAGAUUAGUAUUACAGAUUGGUUUAAUGCAUUACACAAACAUCUUGGAACUAUGUCGUGGGGGUCAUUGCAAAGUUACGACAAUACAACUUCCUGCGCUAUUUAUUUCAUAGUCUGAGGCUAUUGUUUACAUGAAUCAUUGACAUUAUAUGUUGUCUUAGAUAUAUGUUUAUUUGUAGUAUAUCAGCAGUUACUAUCUUUAGUUAAAAAUUGGUUGGGUUCUGUCGGAAGUGACAUAAUCGCACCCUAUUUUAUGAAAUUAAGUUAUUAGAAUAUCUUCAAAAGACUAUUUGUAUUUCAUUAAUAACAGUUCCCAAAUUAUGAUAUUUCAAAGUUUCCAAUGUUCCACCUGAGACUUGUUUUUUUUUAAGAUUGUUAACUCCAGGAUAUGUGCUCCUUAUGCUGCUGAUUCCAAUUCAGAUGUGCAUUGUGGGAAUGAUUGAAAGGAAGGAAAGCAGUGAAAAGACUGACGAUCCUGUAGUUCUAUUACACAUUACAGCUAUCAUAGAGAAAAACAGAGCAUUUUUACAUUAAAGAUCAACAUAGUGUUAUAUGUCACACCCUUAGACCCUUUCAUUGACACACCCACACACAGACACACACACACACACACUUUAGGGCAUUUUUGUUGGUAGCGCAGCUCUGUGCAGUAUGUGUAGAGGCUUUGGAGAGUUAUGAGGGAAUAGUACGUGAUAUUGUGGUCUGUGAGGGAGCAGGACGUUGUAUAGCAGAAGUUUGACAAGGUAAUGCUGAAUAUAAUGCAUGUGCACUGUAGGAUAACUGCAGAAACACACUUACAAACACACACACACAGGCUGGUCGGCUGCCAAACCUGAAAAGAUGUAGCCUUCAGACCUGUCUGACUGAAUAUUUUAUUGCCAGAGUGAAAUCAUUUUUGGCUUACAAUGUUGUACCUAGGUAAUGCUUUGCUAGAUUUUAAUCAAGCUGGUAAUCUGAAAAUGUUUAUUUUUAUUUUUUAUACAGCAUUUAAAAAGUGUUCACCACACUUUUCUAUGGAAAUGUGUCAUUACCAGCCUUUGCUGGGCCAUAUUGAUGAAUGGCAUCUGAAUUCACAUACUCUCAAAUUGUGACUAAGUUCAGAUCAUAAAAAUAAUUAACUAUAUUCUUCAGAGACAAAACACUAUUUUAAAUGUUGCCAAUUAUGUCAAAACCGAUUGACUAGGUGUACAUAUUUGGUUGAGGGUAUUGUUAUAGUCAUUGUUCACAUUCAGUGUAUUGGUACAUGGUGCCGUUUCAGUAUUGAGAGCAAAAUGUACCUAAACUCAGUGGUCAUACUGUCAAAUGAAGUAAAACAAGGAUGAAGUCACAAGUCUAUCAAAAUGAAACAUCGUAAACAUAAGGUUUGAGUAUAGCAAGGAGACAAGAAUAGUGGAGCCAAGUGAUAGUAGAUUUUUGCACCACUGAUAUUGUUUAAAUAUUAUACAAGCUGCUUCAGAAAAAAAUAUAACUACCAUUUGGAGAGAAAUGUUUUGUAAGAUUAUAGUUUAUUUUGUAUAAUUAAACUUUGUGAAAAACAUGUAAUCUUCACUGGAAUACUUGUUCAAUAAAAAAGACUUA